Messenger RNA from Plutella xylostella (diamondback moth), 4319 nucleotides. The record is from RefSeq and is a predicted model, not a curated record. Lineage: Eukaryota; Metazoa; Arthropoda; Insecta; Lepidoptera; Plutellidae.
CAGCCAUAGAGCGCGCGCGUCUGGCGUUCGGAUUUCAAAUUUACGCGCGUAGAAAAAAUAUAUCAUCGGGACAUGUGACUGGAUUUUGAAAACACUGGCCGGAAUUUUUGUCUGUGAAUUUUAAAAGAAAGUGAUUGUUAUUAUUUAUGGUGGUUUAAAAACCAAGUGUUUGUUUUCUUUUUUGGCGAAAAGUUGUGUUUUGUUUCGGAAGUAGGUACAGUGUUGUGGUUUUGAAAAGCACUUUUUUGUGUGUUUUCAUUUGGAAGUGGUUAAUUUUUGACACAGUGUUUACGGUUUUGCGGUCCGCUGCGGACAAAAAGAUGCCCUGAUGAUGCCGUGAGCUGCAGCUAGAGGGUCAGCGAUGGCGUGCACUCGCGCCUGUCUCAUCCUGGCCAUAGCUGCCUUACUGGUCCCCAGUUACGCGGCGCACCGCCACGGCCACGACCUCUCCACAGAGGAGCCGCAGCACGACAACAACGGCACCAGCUUCCACAGCAAGGAGCACUCCGGCGGCUGGUCGCAGUGGAGCGAAUGGUCGCUGUGCUCGAGGACUUGCGAUGGAGGCGUGUCGAGGCAGCUGCGGACGUGUAGCAACGCGGCUGGAUGCCGGGGCGAGCCAGUGCGGUAUAACAUCUGUAAUAUGCAGCCCUGCCGCGGCGGAGGCAACAUAACCCUCCUAGAAGACGAUACCUGGCGCUCCCAGCAGUGCGCGGCCCAUGACGACGUCCCUUACGGAGGGGAGCUAUUUCACUGGAAAGCGCAUAGAGACGAUGCGGAGCCGUGCGCGCUGACGUGUCGGGGUAUACCGAGGCAUCUGGGGCACGAGGCGCAUCCGACCACGGCGCUGGACCAGGACGACGAACGCGUGGUGGUGGCGGUGCUCGCCGCGCGGGUGUCGGACGGCACUCGCUGCCGCCCUGGUAGCUUGGACAUGUGCAUCGAUGGGCGGUGUCAGCGAGUAGGCUGCGACCUGCGCGUCGGUUCAACCCGUCGCGUGGACGAGUGCGGCGUGUGCGGCGGCGACGGGUCCACGUGCGCGCGCCCGCGGUACCACUGGCUGCCUACUGCGGCCUCAUUAUGUGGAGCCACUUGCGGUGGAGGUUAUAAGAUGACGCUAGCCGUGUGUCGCGACCGGCUCACGGGCUCCGACGCACCCGAGGAACUCUGUGACGCAUCCAGCAAGCCUCAAGCAAGCGUGGUGAGGUGCAACACGCAUCCUUGUCCUUACAAAUGGUACGUAGGAGAGUGGUCGUCUUGCCCAGUGUCGUGCGGCGGCGGCGUGCGCACGCGCAGGGUGGUCUGUGCCAGGUCCGCUAACGUCACGCAGGCGGAUACUUAUGAACCUGGUCGAGGCUCGGAGCCCGGCUGCGUGUCUCCAGCGCCGCGCGCGACGCAGCCCUGCAACCAGCAGCCCUGCCCGCGCUGGGUCGCCGGACACUGGUCUGGGUGCUCCGUCUCCUGCGGCGAAGGAGUCCAGGUCCGUGGCGUGGAGUGCGCGCCCCCCGGCGGCGGCUGCGACCCCGAGGAGAGGCCGGAGAUCAGCCGGCCCUGCUUCGUGGGCAUCAGCUGCCCGACUUACAGGGAGGAGGGGGAGAGCCAGUCUGAGCAGCAAGACGACAUAGAGGACCUGAUCCCAGGAGUAGUGUACCACACGCAGCCCCUCAUCCAGCAGUACCCGCCGCCGCAGCCGAAGACUGAGCGGCUGAUCGGAGAACCUGACGUGCCGGUUGAAGCUACCUACAUAAAAGACGAUGAAUGGGGACCCUGCAGCGUUACUUGCGGAGAAGGAUGGCGUAAGAAAGAGGUUCACUGCAAGAUCUUUCUAGAGUUCAGCAGAACUAUCGCUAAACUCCCUGAUGGAAAGUGUUUGGGACCAAAGCCUCCUGAAGAUACAGAGAGAUGUGUGAUGGAACCUUGCUCAAUGGCGUACGGAAGCUCAUUUGGGGAUUCCAGUGCUCCGGUUUACAAUAGCGACAGCAGGUCUCUCACCUACGGCACAUCGAGCAACAUCCGCGUGGCGCCCGGCGCGCCCGGCAAGAGCUACUCCUGGAAGGAGAAGGGAUAUACUAGCUGCAGUGCUUCUUGUCUUAGUGGCGUCCAGGAACUGAUAAUUCAGUGCGUCAGAGACGAAGACGGCAAGAACGCGUCCCCAUACAUGUGUGACCCGCUGACUAAACCAGAGAACCGAGUGCGGACGUGCAAUGACCACCCUUGCCCUCCAAGGUGGAACUACACAGAUUUCUCCCAAUGCACCAAGUCUUGCGGCAUUGGGAUACAAACACGAGAAGUGACUUGCAUUCACGAGGUGACCCGCGGCGGCACCAACACGGUGGUGGUGCCCAACUCGAUGUGUCCGCAGCCGCCGCCGCCGGACCGGCAGUACUGCAACGUGCUGGACUGCCCCGUGCGCUGGCACGCCGCCGACUGGACCAAGUGCUCCAAGACUUGCGGCGGGGGCGUCAAGCAGAGGGCGGUGGAAUGCAAACAAAUAAUGGCGCAGUCCCACGUGGUAGAACGUCCCGACUCGAUGUGCGGCGCGCCUAAACCCGCCUCCACUAAGGCCUGCAACAGCCGCCCGUGCCUACUAGACACGGCCUCACCGGAGAUAGGCCUGGCUAACUCGAGUUAUAUACAGCAUGAUCCGAAGAAGAAGAAGGUAACAGUGAAAGUAGGCGGCUCAGCUACAAUAUUCUACGGAACUCAAGUGAAGAUAAAGUGUCCAGUCAAAGGAUACAAUCGAACGAAGAUACAGUGGGCCAAAGAUCAUCAGAUCAUCACCAAAUCCAAGAAAUACAAGAUUUCGAAGAAGGGCGCUCUCCGCAUCACGUCCCUCUCUCUCCGGGACCACGGAGUCUACACCUGCGUGGCGGGGCGGUCCAGCGCCAACCUCACUCUGGUGGUGAAGCCUCGGCCGGGAGAGUUUCCUUCGAGUGAAGAGAUUGAGAGGCAUAAUAAAGCGUUGGAUGAGCCGUCGUCGCCGUUGGCUGAUAGUAGGACGGACGGCCGGUACCGCGCCAUUGUGGGCGACGACCAGUCCCACGAGCAGCGUCCCGGAGACCAGCGGAAGAACUACAACAAGAACCGACAGAAAGGUAAAAUAGACAAAGUGAGAGACGCAAUGUAUGGCAACACCGCCACUACUAGUACCAAGCCAGCCACCAACUACAACUCACAGGGACGCGACAUCUAUGAUGAAAAUGAGGAGACUGUUAUUUCGUCCAAACAGCUACCACCGAAAAGGAACACCGGUUCUAGACUGCUCCCCUGCCUACAUUUCUUAGUAGUUCAACUUCAGAUGUUUUGGAAUUUCCAGACCUUCGGCACCAACUCAAGAGGGCAACGAAUGGCAGAUCCUCUCCUUCUUUACCAGAAAUAUGGAACACCAAUGAAAGGGCAAGUCAUGAAUUUUGAAGAUAAACAAAUUGUUUUUCCCGAGGAUGACGACUCUGAUAUAAUAAUUGUAAAUGAAGACAUCAGUAGAAACACAAUAGAUUCUAGCGAGAACAAGAUUAGCAAGGAUUACGUUGAUGACAUCGAUCGACAGUUGGAUCCAGAAACGACUGUUUUUACAACAACAAACACCAGUUUUAGUACCGUAAAACCAAAACUAAACGGUUCAGAAGAAUACGUCUGGCAUACUAUCGAGUGGUCUCCCUGCAAUGCUCCGUGCGGACAAGUUGGACAUCAAGUUAGAGGUGCAGUCUGUCAGCACAAGACCCACAACACGACAACGACAGUGGAGACACAGGAGUGCUUGUGCCGUGGCGUGGCGCCUCCAGAUGUGAUCAGGGAAUGCUCGAGGAAUGCCUGUGCUACUUGGAGGACCACAAACUGGUCUCAGCCUCGGUGCCUGCCUGGUGGGAGUGCCGUGUCCCGUCGCCGCGUCGAAUGCGUCAGCAGCCAGGGCGUGGUCCCGGACUCGGAGUGCGCCCCCGACCAGCGGCCCGAGGCGCAGCGGCGCGAGGCCAGCGCGUGUAGACCUGCCUGGCAUGCCACGCCUUGGAGCAAGUGCAUAGGCGCGUGCGGCACGGGGCGGCAACACCGCUCUCUCCGCUGUGUGUGGCGCUUCCCAUCCAGCAGUACCAUUAAACGGCGUAAGGAGCGCAGCGCUGCAGCGGCUUGUGAGGGGCUGAGGCGGCCCAAGGUCAGCCGCGAGUGCUAUGUGACGGCCUGUGAUGGGGGCAAAGAUGGCGUCUGCAGGGAUUCGUCAAAAUACUGCGAGAAUGUUCGAGCGAUGAACAUGUGUGCGCUGCGCCGCUACAAGCAGAGAUGCUGCAAGUCCUGCGCAGACUAAACUCAAAAAUCGAACGAGUAUUCGA